Molecule: messenger RNA, 1248 nt
Organism: Lodderomyces theae
Lineage: Eukaryota; Fungi; Ascomycota; Pichiomycetes; Serinales; Debaryomycetaceae
Product: dioxygenase
Exons: 1
Coding region: 1-1248 (415 amino acids)
Biological process (GO): 'de novo' NAD+ biosynthetic process from L-tryptophan
Cellular component (GO): cytoplasm
Molecular function (GO): heme binding; metal ion binding; indoleamine 2,3-dioxygenase activity
Source: RefSeq, a predicted model, not a curated record
AUGAUCCCCACGUUAGAAGAGUUUGACGUUAGUCCAGAGACAGGAUUUCUUCCUUCAGAACUUCCGUUGGAGCGUCUCCCACAGGACUACUAUAAACCAUGGGAGGAUAUAGUGCACAACUUGCCAUCGUAUAUCAUGAAUAGACGGAUCAGGGCAGUGGUUGACAAGCUUCCGGUUUUGACCACGGACGGAUUAAGUGUUCGAGAGCAAAGAAGGGCUUAUCAGGUGUUGUCAUUUAUUGGCCAUGCAUAUAUUUGGACUGGUGAGCCGGUUGACAAAUUGCCACUGCAGAUUGCUGUUCCUUGGGUUGCUGUAUCUCAGAAAUUGGGACUUCCUCCUAUAGGAACGUAUUCCGGGCUAUGUCUUUGGAACUAUAAAAAGAUUGAUGAGGAGGGAGAUUUCACCUUGGACAAUUUGACCACGAUUAAUACAUUUACUGGGGGUAUCGACGAAAGCUGGUUUUACUUGGUCAGUGUCUGGUUUGAGAAAGAGGGCAGCUUUUGUUUGCGCAAAGGGUUAGAGGCUUUGAAAGGCGCAGAACGCGGUAGUUCAACAGUUACUACUUCCCUUCAGCAACUAGCAGAAAGUAUCGAUAUACUUGGAUCACACAUGAUGCUCAUGGAGGAAAUGUGUGACCCACAUAUCUUUUAUUUCAGAAUGCGACCCUAUUUAGCUGGAUGGAAGAACAUGGCCAGUGUGGGUCUUGAAAAGGGGGUACGCUAUGGAGACGAAGAGGGCAUGAGGAGCUAUGCUGGUGGCUCCAACGCUCAAUCGUCAUUGAUUCAGUUUUUUGACAUCCUUUUAGGUGUUGCUCAUGAUGACUCGUUCAUAAGAGAAAUGAGAGAGUAUAUGCCACGGGAGCACCGUGAGUUCCUUGAAGCUUUAGAACCAUACACAUUCACGAUUAGAGAUUUUGUGCAAUCCCAACACGAUGAAGCGUUGACUUUGGCUUAUGAUGCAUGCUUGGCAAUGUUGAAAUCAUUCAGGGACAAACACAUACAAAUUGUGACUAGGUACAUUGUCCUUCAAGCUAAAAAAGUCAACAAGAUGGGAUCCACUAUAAGGUCAGGAUUAGCUAGGCAAAAGAAGGAGGAAAAAGGGACUGGUGGUACGUCCCUUCUUCCCUUUUUGAAGCAGUGUAGAGAUGAAACAGGUAGUGCCGCUGCAGGCAGCUGGGGUAAAAGAAUUCUCACGGAUGGCAUGCUACGUUUGAAGUACUCCAAAUCAAAUGGUGUAAACGAGGAUUAA